GCUUCGCCGGAGCCGCGGCUCGCCCUCCCACUCCGCCAGCCUCUGGGAGAGGAGCCGCGCCCGGCCGGCCCGGCCCCCAGCCCCAUGGACCUCCGAGCAGGGGACUCGUGGGGGAUGUUAGCUUGCCUGUGCACGGUGCUCUGGCACCUCCCUGCAGUGCCAGCUCUCAAUCGCACAGGAGACCCAGGGCCCGGCCCCUCCAUCCAGAAAACUUAUGACCUCACCCGCUAUCUGGAGCACCAACUCCGCAGCUUGGCUGGGACCUACCUGAACUACCUGGGGCCCCCCUUCAACGAGCCUGACUUCAACCCACCUCGGCUGGGGGCAGAGACUCUGCCUAGGGCCACUGUCAACUUGGAAGUGUGGCGAAGCCUCAAUGACAAAUUGCGGUUGACCCAGAACUACGAGGCCUACAGCCACCUCCUGUGUUACUUGCGUGGCCUCAACCGUCAGGCUGCCACAGCAGAGCUGCGCCGCAGCCUGGCCCACUUCUGUACCAGCCUCCAGGGCCUGCUGGGCAGCAUUGCAGGCGUCAUGGCCUCUCUGGGCUACCCACUGCCCCAGCCUCUGCCGGGGACUGAGCCCACCUGGGCCCCUGGCCCUGCCCACAGCGACUUCCUCCAGAAGAUGGACGACUUCUGGCUGCUGAAGGAGCUGCAGACCUGGCUGUGGCGCUCAGCCAAGGACUUCAACCGGCUUAAGAAGAAGAUGCAGCCUCCGGCAGCUGCAGUCACCCUGCACCUGGAGGCCCAUGGCUUCUGAUCUCUGACCCUUACACCUCCUCUUUUCCCCUCUGCCCCUUCAAGCUCUGCUCCCACUCUGGGUAAGAGAAAGCUGUAUGCCAACACUUGUUGAGCCAGGAGACAGAUGGUGGGAUCUCUGGUCCUCCAGGCCUUGGGUGGGGGUGUGGUACGUCCUGUCCUCUGCCCAGCUCCGCGAGUCCUAUGGGUCUGGAGAAGAAAUGUGUCAGGGGCCAUUCUGUUUCCAUGGAGGUUGUGUUCAAGGGAGCUGAAUGGCUCAAGUGAGGGCAAAGGCUCUCACCACCUAUUGCUUGCUGCCAUCACCUGC
Molecule: messenger RNA, 1068 nt
Organism: Urocitellus parryii (Arctic ground squirrel)
Lineage: Eukaryota; Metazoa; Chordata; Mammalia; Rodentia; Sciuridae
Gene: Clcf1
Product: cardiotrophin like cytokine factor 1
Biological process (GO): positive regulation of tyrosine phosphorylation of STAT protein; cell surface receptor signaling pathway via JAK-STAT; positive regulation of B cell proliferation
Cellular component (GO): CNTFR-CLCF1 complex; extracellular region; CRLF-CLCF1 complex
Molecular function (GO): cytokine activity
Source: RefSeq, a predicted model, not a curated record